Numida meleagris (helmeted guineafowl) is the source of this 1112-nucleotide messenger RNA. It is a transcript of the gene RPSA, whose product is annotated as ribosomal protein SA. The record is from RefSeq and is a predicted model, not a curated record. Gene Ontology annotation, molecular function: laminin receptor activity; structural constituent of ribosome. Lineage: Eukaryota; Metazoa; Chordata; Aves; Galliformes; Numididae. Gene Ontology annotation, biological process: cytoplasmic translation; ribosomal small subunit assembly. Gene Ontology annotation, cellular component: ribosome; 90S preribosome; cytosolic small ribosomal subunit. The transcript has 7 exons. Bases 169 to 1059 code for a protein of 296 amino acids.
CCCGCGGAGCCCCGCCCUUCCGGUGGACGCGACGCCCCUAUUGGCUGGUGGGGAGGGCAUAUAUUGACGUCACACGGAGGCGGCUUUCCUUUUCGUUCGGCGCCCGCCGAGGCCUCCACACGGCGUUGUCCGCGUUCCCUGUCGUCGCUUCUUAAGGGAAACCCCACGAUGUCCGGAGGUCUCGAUGUCCUGCAGAUGAAGGAGGAGGAUGUCCUCAAGUUCCUUGCUGCCGGGACCCACCUGGGAGGCACCAACCUUGACUUCCAGAUGGAGCAGUAUAUCUACAAGAGGAAGAGCGAUGGUAUUUACAUUAUCAAUCUGAAGAGGACCUGGGAGAAGCUCCUCCUGGCAGCCCGUGCUAUUGUGGCCAUUGAGAACCCAGCUGAUGUGAGCGUCAUUUCUUCCAGGAAUACUGGACAGCGUGCUGUUCUGAAGUUUGCUGCUGCCACUGGGGCUACUCCUAUUGCUGGACGCUUCACCCCUGGUACUUUCACAAAUCAGAUCCAGGCGGCUUUCCGUGAGCCACGACUCCUGGUUGUUACGGAUCCCCGAGCUGAUCAUCAGCCACUGACAGAGGCUUCUUACGUCAACAUCCCCACCAUUGCGCUGUGCAACACUGACUCCCCACUGCGCUAUGUGGAUAUUGCUAUCCCCUGCAACAACAAGGGAGCUCACUCAGUGGGCCUGAUGUGGUGGAUGCUGGCUCGGGAGGUCCUACGCAUGCGUGGCACCAUCUCCCGUGAGCAUCCGUGGGAAGUCAUGCCUGACUUGUACUUCUACAGGGAUCCUGAGGAGAUUGAGAAGGAGGAGCAGGCUGCUGCUGAGAAAGCAGUGACAAAGGAGGAGUUCCAGACCGAAUGGACAGCCCCAGCUCCUGAAUUCACUGCUCCUCCUCAGCCUGAGGUUGCUGAUUGGUCUGAGGGAGUGCAGGUCCCAUCUGUGCCAAUCCAGCAGUUCCCCACAGAGGAUUGGAGUGCCCAGCCGGCCACUGAGGACUGGUCAGCAGCUCCCACUGCCCAAGCUACGGAGUGGGUUGGGACUACCACUGAGUGGUCUUAACUUCAGUGCCGCUGUACUAUCAAAAAUAAAGAUUGGUUUAAUACCCAUCCUAA